Molecule: messenger RNA, 1276 nt
Organism: Candoia aspera
Lineage: Eukaryota; Metazoa; Chordata; Lepidosauria; Squamata; Candoiidae
Gene: KISS1
Product: KiSS-1 metastasis suppressor
Exons: 2
Coding region: 438-839 (133 amino acids)
Biological process (GO): G protein-coupled receptor signaling pathway; positive regulation of cytosolic calcium ion concentration
Molecular function (GO): kisspeptin receptor binding
Source: RefSeq, a predicted model, not a curated record
UCUGGGAGUUGAAGUCCGCACAUCUUCCAGUGGCCAAGGUUGAGAAACACUGCUCUAAAUCAUCUUUUCCCCUUCAAAUCUGGAUUGGUGACAGCCCUACUUUCCUCCUAUUACAUAUAUAGCAUGCAUAGAACUCAAAGGCACUUUUCAGCAUCCAGUAGGAACAGUUGUCCAUGUAACUACCACUUCCACAAGUGCAACCAUCACAUAUAAUCUAGAGCAGGGGGUCUUAAAAUUUUGGCCAUCAUACUUCCCUCACACAAUGAAACUUUGGGAAAGGUGGAUUUAUUGUAACAAUGUCACUAAAAGAUUAUUUACACCUGCCCUGGACUCUGUCUGCAUUUCCCCAAGGGAAGAACACCUCAUAGUUUGGGAAACCCUGGUCUAGAGUGUCCUGGCUUCCUUCAUUUUUUAUUUCAGAUCUGCUGCAGUCCAGAAUGAACCUAUUAAGUUCCCUGCUCCUGCUCCUGUUAUUCUUCAGAGUUCAGUUUGGAAAACCUGCAGACAGCUAUUUCCCUCUAAAAGGCUUCUGGACUCAAGCUAAACCUUCCAGAGGCUGGGUCCACUGGGCUGAUGACAUCCCAUGUUCUGAAAGGAGCUUCAGCUCUGGCAAAGAAGUUCUGAAAUCCUCCAUAACAGUUCCGUGCAAGCGGCAAGAGCACCAGCUGCAGUUAUGGCCAGGGAUGCCUCCAACAAGAAGCAGGGGGGUCCCAUUGCUGCAAGCAGCAUUGCUGUUACAAGGGGACCAUGAUCUCUCCACGUACAACUGGAAUUCCUUUGGGCUAAGAUAUGGCAAGAGGCAAGCAGUGAAGGCCCAGGAGAAAUUACAAAAUAAUUGAAGAAUAGUGGGGAGGGGGGCACGCAGGGGAGGGGAUAGUUUGAGAUGUUUUCCUUCUUCAUUGUUCCAAGGAAAUGGAAGGCUAUGACUAUGGCACCGUUUAAGUCUGUGGUAAUACUUUUUGAAAGUACCUAUCCCAUAUACACUCACGUAUAAGCUCAUCCACGGAUAAGCCGGCCCUUGAUUUUUUAACCAAAAUACCAUGAAAAAUGUGCUACCCAUGGAUAAGCCAAUUGUAAAAAUUAAAACAGAAAAAUUUUGAAGUUUUUUUUUUUUUUUACCAUAUUUUGGUGAAAAAAUUGAGGGUUUUCUGCAGAAGGGCUUACAUGCGAGUAUAUAUGGUAUACUUUUUUUGAAAACUAGUCAUUGUUUCCCCCUUUCUUCAAUGCCAGACAUUACAAUGAAAAUUAUAACUAAUAAACUACAUUAAGAUUAAUG